UAUUAAAAAAGACUAUUAGCAAGCAAACACAAAGGUCUAUUUAUAGCAUCACUUAGCCUCUCGUUUUCUCUCAUUUUUAACAAAAAAUGGAAGAAAAAGGAUACACACAAGAUGGCACAGUCGAUCUUCGCAGGCAACCCGUGCUCUCUUCCAAAACUGGCAAAUGGAAAGCUUGUGCCUUUUUAGUUGGGUAUGAAGCGUUUGAAAGAAUGGCAUUUUAUGGGGUGGCAUCAAAUCUUGUGGUGUAUUUGACGACACAAUUGCAUGAAGACAAUGUUUCAUCUGUUAGAAAUGUCAAUAAUUGGUCAGGUGCAGUCUGGAUGACUCCCAUCUUUGGUGCAUACAUUGCUGAUUCUUAUUUGGGUCGUUUCUGGACUUUCACCUUGUCGUCUCUCAUCUAUGUAUUGGGGAUGGUGCUAUUGACAUUGGCAGUUUCGAUCAAAUUCUUAAAACCAACAUGCAGAAAUGGAGUAUGCAAUAAAGCCACCACUUCUCAAAUUGCAUUUUUCUAUUCAUCUUUAUACAUCAUAGCCAUAGGUGCAGGUGGCACGAAACCCAAUAUCUCAACUUUUGGUGCUGACCAAUUUGACGAUUUUGACCCUAGUGAAAAGAGACUGAAAGUAUCAUUUUUCAACUGGUGGAUGUUUAGUAGUUUUACGGGUGCACUUAUUGCCACCCUUGGUCUAGUUUACAUUCAAGAGAACUUGGGUUGGGGUCUUGGUUAUGGCAUCCCAACCAUUGGUCUCAUUGUGUCACUUGUUAUCUUCUACAUUGGCACUCCUAUGUACAGGCAUAAAGUUAGAAGGACCAAGAGUCCAGCCGGAGAAAUUUUUCGUGUUGUUAGGGCGGCAUUUGCCAAUCGCCACCGCGCUCCACCACGUGAUUUGUCGGAGCUCCAUGAGUUUGAUUUGCAACAUUAUGUCAAUAGUGGGAAACGUCAAGUUUAUCACACUCCAAUUUUCAGGUUCUUGGACAAAGGUGCACUUAAAGAAGAUGGCCAUGUUAAUUCAAGGUGGCCACCAUGCACUGUUACUCAAGUGGAAGGAGCUAAGCUUGUAUUGGGGAUGAUCAUGGUAUGGCUUGUAACCUUGAUUCCUAGCACUAUUUGGGCACAAAUCAACACCUUGUUUGUGAAACAAGGCACCACUUUGGACCGACAUCUUGGAUCAAAUUUCCAGUUACCAGCAGCAUCGUUAGGAAGCUUUGUUACACUUUCUAUGUUAAUAUCUGUGCCAAUGUACGAUCGGUAUUUUGUGCCUUUAAUGCGCAAAAGAACCAAAAACCCUAGGGGAAUUACCAUGCUUCAAAGGCUUGGUAUUGGAUUCACAAUUCAAAUUCUAGCCAUAGCUAUUGCUUAUCUAGUUGAAGUUAAAAGAAUGAAAUCUAUCGAGUCCAAUCACAUUCUAGAUCCUAAAGAAGUAAUCCCCAUGAGUAUUUUCUGGUUAAUGCCUCAAUACGUUCUGCUAGGGGUCGCUGAUGUGUUUAAUGCGAUUGGAUUGUUGGAAUUCUUCUACGACCAAUCCCCUGAAGACAUGCAAAGUCUCGGGACCACAUUUUUCACGAGUGGAAUUGGCCUUGGCAACUUCUUGAACAGCUUCUUGGUGACAAUGGUGGAUAAGUAUUAA
Messenger RNA from Lactuca virosa, 1625 nucleotides. NCBI's taxonomy places the organism in Eukaryota, Viridiplantae, Streptophyta, Magnoliopsida, Asterales, Asteraceae. The record is from the annotation of a GenBank genome assembly.